Molecule: messenger RNA, 2373 nt
Organism: Botrytis fragariae
Lineage: Eukaryota; Fungi; Ascomycota; Leotiomycetes; Helotiales; Sclerotiniaceae
Product: putative pleckstrin-like protein
Exons: 2
Coding region: 1-2373 (790 amino acids)
Source: RefSeq, a predicted model, not a curated record
AUGUCGGAAGAAAAGAUUCAUCCCCCUCCACCUUCACAACCCACACAACAAAAAUAUUCGAGGUACAGAUCAGUAAGAGCCUUACCAUCCAAACCCGAUCCCGCACCUCCCAAACAAGAUGUUCAACAAAAUCAAAAUACUUCCUUGUCGAGGACAAAAAGUAUGUCAAGAUAUCGACGUCCGAAGGUGGCCCCCCAAUCCGAUCAUUCACCCCCAGUACCCUCAUUACCUGUCUCGCAUGUCCAAUCGACAUCUCCAAAUCCCGCCGCGAGAAUUCCAAUGACGAGGCGAACAACGGAUCCAGUUGAUUCUGCCAUUGGCCUUCCCUCAAGCUAUGCGCAAACGAGACGCCCCAUUCCCAAGCGAUCGCAAACCCACUUGGGAGCGACGGGGGAAUCUCACAAUUACGACGAGCGACAGCAGAGUUGUGAACCAAAUUACAAUAGUGACAAUGGCAUAAAUCAACAGAUACUCUUCUCUCCAUCGCAUUCCCCUCCCCCGGUUUCUCUCCCGGUUCAAUUGAGUGACGAGGAGACGGAGAGGAUCUUGGCAGAACAGAAGCGCAAGGAUCUGGAGCGAUUGGAAGCAACGUUGGAUGCUGCGGCAAAUGACUCGGUCAAAAGCCCUCCUCAAAAGUUUGCAUUUUUUAGUAGUAAGAGACGUGCUACUACAACCACCAAGCCUCCGCUACCUUCUGUCUUGGACAAUAUUGCAUCAAUACAGCGGACGAUAGGUGAUGGCCCCCCCAGAAAUGAUGCGCCUGUCAUCAAUCCUGUUGGUAUACAACAGGGUGGAGGAGGAAUAGUACCGCAAACUGAUGCUCCAAUUUCAGCAUCAAAUGCGCCGGAGAGGAGAAUUUUAAUUCGCUGUAAACAGUCAUCAAUCAAUCUACCAGUCGACGCAGACACGACUCCCAUGGAUAUUAUAAAUUCUGCUGCAAAUAUCAUGUCGACCCAUAUCGAUCCACACACUGCUGUAUUAUUGGAGUCAUACACAACUCUUGGUCUAGAGCGCAAAAUUCGUCGUUAUGAACAUAUUCGAGAUAUCAUGAAUUCUUGGGAUAGAGAUACACAAAAUUCUUUAAUUGUGGAAGGUUCCGAUGCUUAUGAUCAUGAAGAAGACCUUGACGCAUCAUCGGUACCCACAGAUGCGCCUCAAGAUGUUACGGUGCAGCUUUAUCAUUCUCAGAAACCUGGCAAAUGGAACAAACGUUAUAUUACACUUCUUUCUUCCGGUCAAGUAUUUGUCUCGAAAAAGUCGGGGGUGGGUAUCAACGAUAAAGAUUCAAUGAACAUUUGUCAUUUAUCUGAUUUCGAUAUCUAUACCCCAACAGCGCAACAAAUUAGGAAAACACUCAAACCACCAAGGAAGAAUUGUUAUGCUAUCAAGAGUCAACAGAAAACGGCCAUGUUUUUGAGUGCCGAAAAUUUCGUACACUUCUUUUGUACUGAUGAUCACAUUGCGGCAAAUGCGUGGUAUUCAGCGGUUCAGAGAUGGAGAAGUUGGUAUUUGGUUAAUAAGAAGGGUGAAGGUCAGAAGAAAGCUACCAAAACUGUCAAGACGAUGAAAGCAAAAAUUGCAUCAGGACCAGGAACGGGAGUCAAAGGUGUUCACACACAUAGGGUAAAUGUUUCGGUGGAUGAAGAUCCAUACAUGAUUGGAUCAUUUAAACCAUUACUCGAUAUGGACCGAUUCGAUAAAUCAGAAGCAGAUGAUUCAACCGAGGAUGAAAGGCCAAUGCAAAUUCCUUUUCAUCUACGAAAUACAUCUGCAAUAGCACCUCUUCCUCGCCUCGUACAAGAGAGACAGCCGAUAGCAUACCGAGCACCACCUCAAGAAGAUCAAUUCGCAUCGGGUGGAUUAUUAGGAAGAACAUAUUCAGUCCGUCAAAAAGCACUGCAGGAUCGAGAGAAUAGUCUCAAAAAUGGAUCUUUCACAGAUGGUCCAACUCUCAUCAAUGGCAGCGCUCAAUCUCGAACAAUGUCGAUGCCUACGAAAGCCAAACGUUUAGAAGUAGCUAAUACAAGUCUUCAACGCAGUCCAAGCAGUAAAAAAACUAAACCGUUAUUGGAUUUUACGCCUCAAUUUGAAGAGGCACCGCAGUGGAAUAAAAAGGGCAAGGGUCAUGGUGUAGCGGCUCCUUCAGGGUUAUUAUUGGUUGAGGCGGCGAAUACGCCGGAGAGUGGCUUGAAUGAUAUCCCAAAGGCAAAUACAGUGUUUAGGAGAGAAACGACAACUCAGAGACCGAGAACAAGUACGAACGGAAGGGAUAGAGGACAGUCGGGGACUAGGGAACCAUUUAUUAAGGGUGGAUUGGUCGAGGGUUCAUUGACGGGUGGUGGAAGAGAUAGGGGAAGAGUGGGGUAUGACUAA